GCGACGGCGAUGCUGAAGACUCCUACAGGGCGAGUGGUGAUGAAUCUUCAGAUGUUCUUUGUGAAGAUGAAGCGGAAGACGCAGAUGACUUGGAGAUUCGACCCGUGGCUAUGCGUGGUAGAGGAAGGGCCGAAGGCGGGCGUCAACAUAAGGCCGUUUCCUGUGCUGGUCGUGGAUCGAAGGGUCCUGCAGGUGAGAAGGGUGGCAAACGUCCGGCAUGGAGUGUUGAGGAGAUGCUCUAACUCGCCCGGGCAAAGCGGGAUCAGCAAGCUCAUUUUGAUGGAAUGCCGCACACUAAGGGCGGAUGCGGAAUAGGGAAUGGAAGCUGCAGGACCUGCAUAAGUGUUCGGUGGAGGUGGGCGUGAACAGGACGACUGACAACAUCGGUAAGAAGUGGGAUAACGUCUUCCAGCAAUACAAGAAGGUGCACCGAUACCAGAACGCCUCCGGGGGGAAGAACGUCAACUGAACACCUGCGUUGAGAACUGAAGAGGGCUUCAACUUCCAAAUGGACGAGCGCGUGUACCUUGAGAUCGAAAACAUGUCAAAGGGCAAUAAGACCUACCCGGACAACCUGGCUGACACGAGCGCCCGCGGAGGAGUGCAGAUGCCACGUGCGCCAUCCGUUCUUGGAAAAUCUGCCGCCGGGGGAGAUGUGGGUGAUGGCAACGACAACGAUGGAGGCUCGGCGCCGGAGUCCGGCUUCAGUGCAGGCAGCAUGGGAGGGAACAGCAAGAGGAAAAACACGCGGCAGCAGACGUUCGACGCCAUCACCAAAGUCAUGGAGAAGCACGACGCAUUGAUGGUUGACGUCGUGAAGGGGGCAAGCAAGCGGCAGUGUUCCAUUCUGGAGCGGGAGUGCGGCAUGCUCGAGCGCGAGGUCGAUGCCCAGCAGUGGCACUAUGAGGCGUCCAAUGAGGCGAACAGGAUGACGUGCUUUGCAUUGCUGGAUAUCGCCAAAGCCAUCAGGGAUAGGUCCUGAUGCCGCCUCAGCUCCUGCUUCUGCUGAUGUUCUCCCGCGGUCGGUCGCCAUGUUGGUGCAUCUGUCAGCGUUUCCUCCCUCGCUUGUUCUCCGUCGGUGCCACAGUGAUGGCGGUCAUUCCGGACAGUUUAGUUAAACGCGCGUAGUACAUGGUAUAGUCAGGGGUUGGAUUGUUAGUCUAGUUUAACGGUUGUAGCACGUGACAUUGCUGGGGGUUGGAUUGUUUUUUUGUCAGGACUUGUUCGUCUAUAUAUAUAUACACAUGCAUAUAGAUAUAUAUUGUUUUGGAGGAUGCACUUUCCUGGUUUCAUUAGUGAUUCGUCUUGACGACAUGUCCAUGUCCGUAGUUUGUGUUGAUGUGGCGGGAAACGUAGAUUAUGUGCCGCG
Molecule: messenger RNA, 1369 nt
Organism: Chara braunii
Lineage: Eukaryota; Viridiplantae; Streptophyta; Charophyceae; Charales; Characeae
Source: the annotation of a GenBank genome assembly